Cooperia oncophora is the source of this 276-nucleotide messenger RNA. NCBI's taxonomy places the organism in Eukaryota, Metazoa, Nematoda, Chromadorea, Rhabditida, Trichostrongylidae. The record is from the annotation of a GenBank genome assembly.
UUGGUUUCAGACGAAGACGAGCGAGCCCAAAAGAACACGUUUACGAGAUGGAUAAACCUUCACUUAGAAGAGCACAGCUCGUCCGGACGGGUUAAUGACCUAUUCGAAGACAUCAAAGAUGGUGUACUCUUAUGUCAUCUUAUUGAAGUUCUAACUGGCGAAGCCCUUCCGGUGAAAUUCGCCUGUGAAAAGAGAUGUUUCGAAGGCAAACAAGCCACUUUCAAAAAAGCCGGCAAUACAAGAGGGGCACUUCAGUUGAUGGUAUUCCAAUUCUAA